UCCUCCAUCACUUCCCUCUACUACUACUACUACUACUACUCUCUCUCUCUCAUCUCACAGAUAGUAGUAGAAGUUUUACCUAGUGAAACUGAGAGCUAAUUAUUUGAUCUAACUAAGAGAAUGAGAUGAAGUGUGUAUGAAGGGAAAAGCUUUGGUAGUUUGUUCCAGCUGCUGAUUCUUCUUGUUCAUCAAUCAUCUGGAUUUAAUUAGUUCGCUUUGUGUGAUGAGUCAUAAUUCUCUUCAAGUUUGCAUGGAUUCAGCUGACUGGCUUCAGGGCUCGAUUCAUGAGGACCAUUCUCCGAUGGACUCUUCUUCACCACUAUCCGGCGACAUUCUAACGUGCUCAAGGCCCUUGAUAGAGAGAAGGCUGAGGCCACCUCAUGACCAAUCCCUCAAGUGCCCGAGGUGCGACUCCACCCACACCAAGUUCUGCUACUACAAUAACUACAGUCUCUCUCAGCCUAGGUACUUUUGCAAGACCUGUAGAAGGUACUGGACCAAAGGAGGUACACUCAGAAACAUUCCUGUCGGUGGUGGUUGUAGAAAGAACAAGAAGGUUGCUUCGAAGAAACCUAAUGAAGAUCACACCCCCUCGAUGAACCCUAGCCAUCUCGGGUCGUCAUCUUCGUCUUCUCAUCACAACCGUACUGAUCUACAGCUUUCGUUCCCGGACCAGAUGCAGCUUUCGCAUCUCAAUAACUUGAUGCUUGGUGCUCAAGGGACAGGAAACCCUAGUUUUAUGGAUGGAAGGUACGGGAACAUCAAUGGAAUGCUGGAGAAUUCGAAUCAAUUGAGGCCAAUUGAUUUCAUGGAGAGCAAGUUGGAAGCUAUUGUGGGGAAUUCUAGGAACUAUGAUUUCAUGGGUGGUGGUGGUGAUAGUUUGGGUAUGGUAGGUGGCCUUAGCAAUAUGGCCGCUGCUCAUGGAUUAGAAUCUGGCUUCCAUGGUUUUUGCUCAAGUCCAUUUGGUUCAAUGUCUCUUGAUCAUCAUGGGAAUAACAAUGGAACUAAUUUCAUGGACACUUGCCAAAGGUUAAUGUUGCCAUAUGAAGCGAAUGAGGAUCAACAGCAUCAUCAAACUGACAUUCAUGACGUGAAGCCUAACACUAAGCUCUUGUCUCUUGAGUGGCAAGACCAGGGCUGUUCCGAUUCCGGAAAAGAAUCAUCAUAUGGGUACCUCAAUGGUCUGGGAUCAUGGACAGGCGUGAUGAACAACUACGGGCCAUCUGCGACGAACUCAUUAGUCUAAUGAAAUUACUAAUUAUUUGUGUGAUUAGUGACUUUAAUUUGAUCAGUUAUGAUUAUUUGCAUUAAUCAAAGAGUGUAGGUUAAUUACUCAACCACGUACUACUAGUUUCUUCGUAUAUGAAUAUGUAUGCCUUCGUUGAAAAUGGUUUCAAUUUCUUUCUGUUAUGAAGGUGUUCCAGUCCUUUCAUGUAAAUUGUAAUUAAGGUACUCCAGUCCUUUCAUGUUGUUUAUUGACUUAGUGAAGUAAUCAUUUAACAAGGAGUGUGUGUGAAUGAGAACCUGGAGAGUCCAAAAAUGAGUACUGCCUUGCUUUGGUGGAUUCAUUGUUUAUGAUUACUAG
Argentina anserina (silverweed cinquefoil) is the source of this 1585-nucleotide messenger RNA. RefSeq names its product dof zinc finger protein DOF5.6. Bases 224 to 1246 code for a protein of 340 amino acids. The transcript has 2 exons. Lineage: Eukaryota; Viridiplantae; Streptophyta; Magnoliopsida; Rosales; Rosaceae. The record is from RefSeq and is a predicted model, not a curated record. Gene Ontology annotation, biological process: regulation of DNA-templated transcription. Gene Ontology annotation, molecular function: DNA-binding transcription factor activity; DNA binding.